AUGUGUGACUGUGACAUCAUUGAAUGGAUGGGAGUCACAAGCCGUUUCAUCACUUUCUUGACAUUUUUGAUUCAUUUUAUUCAUCCGUUGCUUUGUAUUGCAAACUACUGUGCAUGGGUAUGUUAUCAAGAUGCAGUAUUAGGAAGUUCAAUUGUGAAUGCAUAUCUUGCAAUGAGUAUAGUAGCAGCUGUAUUUUAUUUGUUUGUGUCUUCUGUAUUCUACAUGUGGGCCUGGCGAUUUCCUGAACCAGAAGAAGUAUCAAAGAGGCGUAGAAUUUAUGGUAUAUUAGUGAAUUUACUAUUUUCUGAUAUACCACUUUUUGUUAUCGAAGUGAAGAUAUGCUGGAUAGUACAAUUCGCAAAUGGAAUGCAGGGAACUUCAUUUGUUUUUACGUGUAUCUCUCUUAUGUAUUCUGCCGUACGUGUAUGGAUAUUCAUUAUGAUUAAACUUAUUAAGGUUCGUGCACCAAUGGUAGGGGCUCAACCACAGUUUGCGGGAGUCGCCACGUACUCUGGUGGAGGAUCACGUCAAAAUGGAGGAAUGCACCCUUCCUAUUACGGUAACAGCCUUUCACGUGAAGGAAUAUACAGCAACAAUGGCAGUAGAAAUGAUUACCCAAAUGGAGUUGGAAAUAAUUAUGCAGAUGUCACCACUCCUGAUGAUCAUUACCGACGGGGAAGUCAAAACAUCGACGCUCGUUAUAAUGGCGGCCAAUACAGCACGCCAGGUACUCGUUCCCGACAGGUGUAUUAG
Molecule: messenger RNA, 753 nt
Organism: Trypanosoma theileri
Lineage: Eukaryota; Euglenozoa; Kinetoplastea; Trypanosomatida; Trypanosomatidae
Exons: 1
Coding region: 1-753 (250 amino acids)
Source: RefSeq, a predicted model, not a curated record